UCUGCGGUUGAAGAAGAGUGAACAAAGGCACAAAACAAAAAUGUUCAAGGUAGGCUGUGGUACAGUCAUAUAUUUUGGAAAAGACCUCUAGCUUUUUACCGUCACUAACCGAAAGAAAAACUAUAGCAAGACCACGGUAAAGUUUAGUAGACACUUUGUGAUUCCGCAUGAACUGAAGGUGUGUAAAACAGUUCGCUUGUUGUUUUCAUUCUGAAGUUCACGAAGUGGGAAAUCAGCUGUCGUGCAUAGGCCUACUGGGCUUCUGUUAAAGUAAAUCUGUCAUUUCAAAUUUAUAAGCACCGUAAUAGAAAUAUUUUACGGCCCCAUCGAGCUGAUCCAUCAUGACUUGAUGUUCCACAUUAUCCGCAUCUUCCUACCAGAGCAAAACAAUGGCCUGCGAUAUGAUUGAGAUUUCUCGCCAUAUUAAUGCGAAUCACAAGCAAGCCUGUAGUGACCUUGAGAAGGCCAGUCUAUUCAUCACAGAAGCAUUGCAGAGUGAGAUCCAGAGGAACACAAGUCUGUGCAUGUUAGUCCAUCGUCUGGAAGAGAGGGCAGCUGAGAAUGGAAGGAGCCAAUCAGAGCAGGUGGAGUCAAACCGGCAGCUCAAGCUCCAGGUGGAUGAACUACAGAAACAACUGGAGGACAAAGACAACUCACUAACACAAGCCAAACAGAGUAUUGCUGUCCUGAAGAAUGAACUGGGGGACCUGAAACAGCAGCUGCAGACCCACCAGAGUAAUCACAGGACGAUUCAGGAAGUGAUUGAGUGGCAACAGGAUGAGAAGCUGACCAAUAUUGUGAAAGAGGAGAAUAGUGUCCAGCAGAAUGUUCUUGUUCCAGUUAAAGUGGAAGAUGCUAAUGAUGAAUAUCUGUGUAAUCGAUCAGAUGAAACCGACGCCUCCACAGAACAGACAAUCUCCUCAUCUGCAGGCAGUAGAACGGAACUAGUGCAGGAAGAAGAUGAAAAGUUAGACAUGACUCCAGUCGUCAGCUCUGAUCCACUUCCAGUCAAGUUUUUGAGAUUAUCAGUGCAAUUGGUUGACUGUUGUGCAACACAAGGUCAUCAAAGAACAACCAGCAAGAAAAAUGAAGCUGGAGAAAACCCCAAUAAUGUAGGGAUAGCAGGAAAGGCAUCAGAAUUGCCAUUGUCUCCAGUCCCCAACUUCACAGCCGUCCCAGAGACAGAGGUGGAUAAUGGGAGGCCAUAUAAGUCUCCUGUCUGUGGAGAGGAUUUCCCCAGCAAGUCACCAAUGGACAAGCACCAGCAGGACAUUCACACAGGAGAGGAGCCUCAUCUCGAGCAAGACCAGCACACACACACAGGAAAAACGCCCCACCCCAAACAUCAUGGCAAACGUGUUACGAGGACAAAUGCUCUCUCCGCACAGAAGCGCUCUGACACAGGAGACAAGCGUCACCACUGUGACCAAUGUGACCAGAGUUUCUCGCGAGCACGAACCCUCAGGAGACACAAGCUCAUCCACACAGGAGAGAAACCUCACACAUAUACUGAAUGCAGCAAAUGUUUUAGACAGUUUGAAGGUCUCAUAUUGCACAGGUGCAUUCACACAGGCGAAAAGCUACACCGCUGUGGAGAAUGUGGCAAAACUUUCACACAAGCAUCCGGCCUCGCCAGACACAAGCUCAUCCACACAGGACAGAAGCCAUACUGCUGUGGAGAAUGUGGCAAGAGCUUCAGGCAAGCAGGAACCCUCAGGAAUCACAAGCUCAUCCACACAGGACAGAAACCCUACAAAUGUACUGAAUGCAGCAAAUGUUUUAGAGAAUCGGAAACUCUCAAAGAGCAUCAGCGCAUCCACACAGGAGAGGAGCUCCACCACUGUGGAGAAUGUGGCAAGAAUUUCACAAAAGCAGGCAACCUCGCCAGGCACAAGCUCAUCCACACAGGACACAAGCCGUACUAUUGUGACCAGUGUGGGAGGCGCUUCAGGCAAGCAGGAGACCUCAAGAAGCACAAGCUCAUCCACACAGGAGAGAAACCCUACAAAUGUACUGAAUGCAGCAAAUGUUUUAGAGAAUCUGGAACUCUGAAAAAGCACCAGCUCAUCCACACAGGAGAGAGACCGUACUGCUGUAGACAGUGUGGGAAGCGUUUCACCCAAACAGGACACCUCAGGAGUCACACGCUCAUCCACACAGGAGAGCAGCCCUUUCAAUGUAUGAUUGAUAUUUCUCACCAUAUUAAUGCGAAUCACAACCAAGCCUGUAGUGACCUUGAAAAGGCCAGACUAAUCAUCACAGAAGCAUUGCAGAGUGAGAUCCAGAGGAACACAACUCUAUGCAUGUUAGUCCACCGUCUGGAAGAGAGGGCAGCUGAGAAUGGAAAGAGCCAAUCAGAGCAGGUGGAGUCAAACCGGCAGCUGAAGCUCCAGGUGGAUGAAUUACAGAAACAACUAGAGGACAAAGACAACUCACUAACACAAGCCAAACAGAGUAUUGCUAUCCUGAAGAAUGAACUGGGGGACCUGAAACAGCAGCUGCAGACCCACCAGAGUAAUCACAGGAGUCAGGAAGUGACUGAGUGGCAACAGGUUGAGAGCCUGACCAAUGUUGUGACAGAGGAGAAUAGUGUCCAGCAGAAUGUUCUUGUUCCAGUUAAAGUGGAAGACGCUAAUGAUGAAUAUCCGUGUAAUCAAUCAGAUGAAACAGACACCUCCGCAGAACAGACAAACUCCUCAUCUGCAGACAUUAGAACGGAACUGUUGCAGGAGGAAGAUGAAAAGUUAGACCUGACUCCAGUCAACAGCUCUAAUCCAGAUCCAGUCAAGUUUUUGAGAUUAUCAGUACAACUGAUUGACUGUUGUGUAACACAAGGUCAUCAAAGAACAACCAGCCAGAACAUUGAAGAUGGAGAAAACCCCAAUAAUGAAGGGAUGGCAGGAAAGGGAUCAGAAAUGUCAUCGUCUCCAGUCCCUAACUUCAUAGCCGUCCCAGAGACAGAGGUGGAUAAUGGGAGGCCAUACAAGUCUCCUGUCUGUGGAGAGGAUUUCUCCAGAAAGUCAGCAAUGGAAAAGCACCAGCAGGACAUUCACACAGGAGAGGAGCCUCAUCUCGAACAAGACCAGCACACACGCACAGGAAAAACACCCCACCACCACAAACGUACUAUGAGGGCAAAUGCUCUCUCCGCACACAAGCGCUCUGACACAGGAGACAAGUGUCACCAAUGUGACCAAUGUGACCAGAGUUUCAAGCGAGCACAAAACCUGAGGAGGCACAAGCUCAUCCACACCGGAGAGAAACCUCACAAAUGUACUGAAUGCGGCAAGUGUUUUACUCAGUUGGGGAAUCUCAGAAUACACCUACUCAUCCACACAGGAGAGAGGCCGUACUGCUGUGACCAGUGUGGGAAGAGUUUCAGGCAAGCAAAGCACCUCAGGAAUCACAAGCUCAUCCACACAGGACAGAAACCCUACAAAUGUACUGAAUGCAGCAAAUGUUUUAGAGAAUAUGGAACUCUCAAAGUGCACCAGCGCAUCCACACAGGAGAGAAGCCAUAUUAUUGUGAUCAGUGUGGGAACAGUUUCAAACAUGCAGGAGACCUCAGGAAUCACCAGCUCAUCCACACAGGACAGAAACCCUACAAAUGUACUGAAUGCAGCAAAUGUUUUAGAGACUCUGGAACUCUGAAAAAGCACCAGCGCAUCCACACAGGAGAGAAACCGUACUGCUGUGGAGAAUGUGGCAAGAGUUUCAGGCGAGCAGGACAACUCAGGAGUCACACGCUCAUCCACACAGGAGAGAAACCCUACAAAUGUACUGAAUGCAGUAAAUGUUUUAGAGAAUCUGGAACUCUCAAAGAGCAUCAGCGCAUCCACACAGGAGAGGGGCUGUACUGCUGUGGAGAAUGUGGCAAGAGCUUCAGGCGUGCAGAACACCUCAGGAAUCACAAGCUCAUCCACACAGGAGAGAAACCCUACAAAUGUACUGAAUGCAGCAAAUGUUUUAGACGAUCUGGAACUCUCAAAGAGCAUCAGCGCAUCCACACAGGAGAGGCGCUGUACUGCUGUGGAGAAUGUGGCAAGAGCUUCAAGCGUGCAGGACACCUCAGGAAUCACAAGCUCAUCCACACAGGAGAGAAACCCUACAAAUGUACUGAAUGCAGCAAAUGUUUUAGAGAAUCUGGAACUCUCAAAGACCAUCAGCGCAUCCACACAGGAGAGAGACCGUACUGCUGUGACCAAUGUGGGAAGCGUUUCAGACAAGCGAGCUCCCUCAGGAAGCACACGCCCGUCCACACAGGAGAGAGGCCCUUUCAAUGUACAGAAUGCAGUAGAUCUUUUGGCCGAAUGGAAUGUCUCAAAGUACACCAGCAGCGCAUUCACACAAGGAGGCAUCUUCACGAUGCCAAAGAAUGUGGAUGAUCUUUUUCUCAUUUGGGGCAACUAAGAUCGCACCUUCGCACUCACACAGGACACAAGCCCACCCAACCGCAACUGUCAACACCGUGUCAAACAUUGUGUAAAUGUACCACAUCUCGCCUCACGCCACACACAUCCACAAUCACACGUGCGCAUUAAAGGACCAGUUCAGUCAAUGUCAACAUGCAGUUGUAAUGCUCACACUACCCUGGACAUGUCAGUACCUGAGGUUUUUUUUUUUUUUCAGCCUUUUCCGAGAUCUUGGUCUUUGUAAUGGGGGCAGCGCUUUGUUCUCAUGGUUAAUUUUAAUUCAAGAAUUACCAAUAUUAUGGAUGCUAUUGCCCCCUUCAAACACAAAACAGUGGGACAUCAAAAAGCACCUUGGAGAAUGAAUCCCACAGUUAAAUUGCUAAAGCAAGAAUGUAGGAGAGCUGAGAGACAGUGGCGUAAAUCCAAACUUGAAGUCCACUGACAAAUCUAUAAACACACGCUCUCGAAAUACAACCAAGAAAUUUCCAAAUCUAGACAAUCUUUUUUCUCUGACAUAAUUAAUAGAAAUAUGAAUAAUGCACGAGUCCUAUUUGGCACUGUUGAGAAGUUAGCAAAUCCCCCAAAUCAAAUGCCCUCUGACUUCCUCUCAGUGAGCAAAUGCAAUGAGUUUGCAUCCUUUUUUAACGGAAAGAUUGAAAAAAUACGUACAAACAUCCGCACACAGGUGCAACUGGCCCAUGACGUGGACCACUUUGAUACAGUGAAGUUGUCUCUAAACUCCAUGAGAACUUUUCAUUUAGUUUAUUUGGACAUUCUUAGCAGAACUGUGCAAAGUCUCAGCUCCUCUACAUCCGACUUAGAUAUUCUACCAACAGCCUUCUUCAAAUCCGUCUUGAUAUCACCUGACCUACUUCAGAUCAACAACACCUCACUACCAACUGGCAUAUUCCUAGGCUGUCUGAAAGAAGCAGUUGUAAAACCAUUACUUAAAAAGAACAACCUGGAUCCAUUGGUACUAAAUAACUAUAGGCCCAUAUCUAAGAUUCAAUUAACUGCCUUCCUAACGUCCAAUAGCUGUUUCGACAAGUUUCAAUCAGUUGUAUUAAGUUCAUUAUGUCUAACUGUUUAACUUAAACACUUAGGGGUUUCUUUUGCCUUAAGACAUGUAAAAGUUUUUAUCUUUUACCUGACAUGUUUCGACGGUGUUACUUCCGUCUUCAUCAGAGGGUCACUGUGAUGUUGAUGAGUGACGUGCUUUAAAAACAGCUGAUGUUGUUGUGGAGGUGUGACCUCCCUGCCAAUAAUGACAGGUUGGUCACACCUCCUGCUGUUAGAGUUGUCCUCUUGGGAUGGUGGUCCAGGUGUGUGAGAGCAUGUAUGCCCCCUCAUCCCUGUUCAUGGUACUUGGGCUACGCUUUCUGAUCUCCAUAGACUCCUUAAUCCAGCGGUGGUAUCUGUUCUCUUGCUGUAUGACUUUUGCCUUGUCCCAGUCCAUGAUGUGAUUUUCCCUCCUACAGUGGUCAUUUAUUGCUGAUUUGAGGUUAUCCUGUGUGGCUCUCACCUUUAUUGCUCUUGUAUGUCUUUGUUCUGUUUCCCUUUCACACUCUUUCUUAUGCUCAUUUUUUCUUAUGUUGAAUGUCCUCCCUGUCUCCCCAAUAUAUGACUUGUUGCAUGACCGGCACGGAAUCUCAUAUAUGACAUAGCAUUUGUUUUGUUGGUCUAUUUGUCCUUUGGAUGUACUAGCAGCUGUCAUAGUUUGGUGUGUGGCUUUACUGGCGUUUGUAUCUUGUGUUUUUUCAUGGCUCGCUGUAUGCGUUCUGUGAUCCCUUUGAUGUAGGGCAGGAUCACCAUUCCUUUGUUUUCCGGUUUUUGUGUGGUCUGCUUUCUUCUUUUCUUCCCUUGUGUUUCUUCCUUCGUUUUUACCUGUAGGGCGCCUUUCUGAAUGGCCCAUGGCGGGUAUUGGCAAGCUGCAAGUGCCUCUCGAAUGUGUUGUUCCUCAGCUGCACGUUUGUCGGGAUCGGUUAUGAUGGAUGCGCGUUCGUAGAGGGUUCUGACGACGGAUAGUUUGUGCGCAAUGGGGUGUUUGGACGUCCAGAGUGAAUAUUGGUCCGUGUGUGUUGUUUUUCUGUAGAUGGUUAUUCUGAUGUCUCCCUCGUCUGUGUGGUGAAUUUUAAUGUCCAGGAAUGCUAUUGAUUUGUCCUUCUCCUCCUUGUGUGUGAAUUGUAUGUUGCCAGUUUGGUCUAUGGAGUUGAGGUGAUCAGUUAGUUGUUGCGUUAGUCCAAUUUUUAUUUUCUCCAAAAUGUCGUCCACAUACCUCCACCACAACGUGGGUCUGCAUUCCUCUGGGGCAGAUGUAUUUAAAGCACGUCACUC
Engraulis encrasicolus (European anchovy) is the source of this 6746-nucleotide messenger RNA. RefSeq names its product zinc finger protein 729-like. The record is from RefSeq and is a predicted model, not a curated record. Bases 390 to 4385 code for a protein of 1331 amino acids. Lineage: Eukaryota; Metazoa; Chordata; Actinopteri; Clupeiformes; Engraulidae. Gene Ontology annotation, molecular function: DNA-binding transcription factor activity; RNA polymerase II cis-regulatory region sequence-specific DNA binding. The transcript is spliced from 17 exons. Gene Ontology annotation, biological process: mitotic spindle assembly checkpoint signaling; regulation of transcription by RNA polymerase II.